Molecule: messenger RNA, 1569 nt
Organism: Kluyveromyces lactis
Lineage: Eukaryota; Fungi; Ascomycota; Saccharomycetes; Saccharomycetales; Saccharomycetaceae
Exons: 1
Coding region: 1-1569 (522 amino acids)
Molecular function (GO): 2-oxoglutarate-dependent dioxygenase activity
Source: RefSeq, a predicted model, not a curated record
AUGUCUAAACGGUCAGGCACGGAAAUUGUUGAUUCCGGAUUGAAAAAACCGAAAGAUGCAUCCGUAUCGAUUGAAUCGGGUUAUCAUGGGUAUAAGAUACUUGAAGACGGAAUUAGAUUAGAUUCAAUCCCCAUUCCGACAACAAAUGAAGGAAUUGAAGACUUUUUUGAGAAUUAUGUGAAGAAGAGGAAGCCGUGUAAAUUUAAUCAGGCAUCUAAAGAUUUCAAUUGGAAUCUUUUGAAACCGGAAAAUAUCAAAGAAACGUUAGAUAAUGAAGUGUUGCAAAUAGAGCAGAAAUCAAACGGUGGAUUCGGAUCUGGCAGCAAAAGAGUGUUCAUGAAGUUUCAUGAUUUUAUAGACAAAUUACAAAAUGGUAAUCACGAUUUAUAUUUGACAACCCAAUAUGCUGAGCACGAAAUAGAGGGAGAAGGUUCACAAGAUGAGGAAGAGACGCCGUUAGAUGACGACGAAGAAUCGGAGGAGGAAGACUCCGCUGAAUGUGGGAGAAAUAUGUUUCCAGAUGACGUUUCGGAAGUGGGCUCUGUGGAUUCAAUAAAUUUCAAUGACCUUCGCGAUGAUUUUGAGGAAAUGCAAGAAAAUGAUGACAGUGAUGAUGGAAAUGAAGAGGGAAGUGCCGACGAUUUAGCUGCUGUAAGGGAACUAUAUCAACCUCCGCUUGAUAAGUUAGUAAACGAAAUUCCAGAGCAAUUACACUUCUUGAAGUUAGUGCCCCAACAAAUAAACAUAUGGGUCGGAUCUGCCAGUGAAAAGGAUAGUGAUCAAAGUUUUCUUGGCAAUUUCGACCCGAACGAUGAAAAAUUAGGUCUUGGACGAAAUAUUCCAGGAGGUGGAUCAUCAUCUGGACUUCAUCAUGAUCAUGCCGAUAACAUAUAUAUUCCUGUAAGUGGCCGUAAAAGGUUUACCUUGUUUGCUCCGUCAGAUGUCACUAAGAUGUACACCGUUGGAGACGUAGCCAACUUAUAUGAUACUGGGAUCAUUAAUUACAAACGUAACGAAAAUGCACCUACAUGGGAUAAGCUACGAGCCGACGGUGCUAUUGAAACACAAUAUGCGCAGUAUAAGCUUGAUGAUCCAAACAUCCCAGAACCAGAUAGAAAAGAGUACAAUAUGAUACUAACUAAUGAAUCGGAAAAUGACAUCAAGAAGCCGACCGAUAAUCAAUCGACAUUAGACCCGCCUUCCUUUUCUACGAUUCCACCAACCGUGGUUCAUUUAGACAAGAUAGAAGAUCAAGAAUUAAGAAACAAUAUUGAAGAACUUGCUAGGAAAAAAUGGCCCAAAUUUUUCACAGCUCAUCGGACGACAAUAGACUUGAAGCCUGGUGAAAUGCUAUUCCUUCCUACCGGAUGGUUUCAUGAAGUCACUUCUUUUGGGUCAACAGACGGUAAUAAAGACAGCCAUGAUAUUCAUGUAGCUGUAAAUUACUGGCUUAUGCCACCAACUGGAAAUUCCAUUAACAACAUGUAUAAGGAUGGCUACUGGAACAGUUACAUGGACAGCAUCUCGAAUGCCUUGCAACGCGUAAGACAAAAAUCGGACAGACUUUAA